UCCUGUCAUUCCCCUGCGGCCGCUGCGGCUUCCUCCUGCCUGUAAGGCCCUUCACGUCCGCUUGGUGCUGAGUCGCGCUCGCGUUCUGGCGCCGCGUCCCCGCCGCCGCUCAGGCCUCCGGACUCGGCAGGAGACCCGACUCGGCGCCCCAGCACGGCGGCGGUCCCGACUCCGGACCGCCGCAUCUUCUCGCCGCCUUGAGAAUUGAAGGUCUGCAGAAAAACAUUCAAGAUCAUAAAUUUAGAUGACCAAGAUGGAUAUCCGGGGCGCCGUGGAUGCUGCCGUUCCAACCAACAUCAUUGCUGCCAAGGCUGCAGAAGUUCGUGCGAACAAAGUGAACUGGCAGUCCUACCUUCAGGGGCAGAUGAUUUCUUCCGAAGACUGCGAAUUCAUUCAAAGAUUUGAAAUGAAAAGAAGUCCUGAGGAGAAGCAGGAGAUGCUUCAGACUGAAGGCAGUCAGUGUGCUAAGACAUUUAUAAAUCUGAUGACUCACAUCUCCAAAGAGCAGACAGUUCAGUACAUACUCACCGUGGUCGACGACACGCUGCAGGAAAAUCACCAGCGCGUUAGCAUUUUCUUUGACUAUGCUAAACGUAGCAAGAACACCGCCUGGUCCUACUUUCUGCCGAUGUUGAAUCGCCAGGAUCUCUUUACUGUUCAUAUGGCAGCAAGAAUUAUUGCCAAGUUAGCAGCUUGGGGAAAAGAAUUGAUGGAAGGCAGUGACUUAAAUUACUAUUUCAAUUGGAUAAAGACUCAGCUGAGUUCACAGAAACUGCGUGGCAGCGGCGUCGCUGUUGAAGCAGGGACGGUCUCCUCAAGCGAUAGCUCUCAGUAUGUGCAGUGUGUGGCCGGGUGUCUGCAGCUGAUGCUCCGAGUCAACGAGUACCGCUUUGCCUGGGUGGAAGCAGACGGGGUGAACUGCAUCAUGGGAGUUCUGAGUAACAAGUGUGGAUUUCAGCUCCAGUAUCAGAUGAUUUUUUCUAUAUGGCUCCUGGCGUUCAGUCCUCAGAUGUGUGAACACCUGCGACGCUACAACAUCAUUCCUGUUCUGUCCGACAUCCUGCAAGAAUCGGUCAAAGAGAAAGUGACAAGAAUCAUUCUUGCAGCAUUCCGGAACUUCUUAGAAAAAUCAACUGAAAGAGAAACUCGCCAAGAGUAUGCUCUGGCUAUGAUUCAGUGCAAAGUUCUGAAACAGUUGGAGAACUUGGAACAGCAGAAGUACGACGACGAAGAUAUCAGUGAAGAUAUAAAAUUUCUCUUGGAGAAACUUGGUGAGAGUGUCCAGGAUCUUAGCUCAUUUGAUGAAUAUAGUUCAGAACUUAAAUCUGGAAGAUUGGAAUGGAGUCCUGUGCACAAAUCUGAGAAAUUUUGGAGAGAAAAUGCUGUGAGGUUAAAUGAGAAGAAUUAUGAGCUCUUGAAAAUUUUGACCAAACUUCUGGAGGUGUCCGAUGACCCACAAGUCUUAGCUGUUGCUGCCCAUGACGUUGGCGAGUACGUUCGGCAUUACCCGCGAGGCAAGCGGGUCAUCGAGCAGCUCGGCGGGAAGCAGCUGGUGAUGAACCACAUGCACCACGAGGACCAGCAGGUGCGCUACAACGCCCUCCUGGCCGUGCAGAAGCUCAUGGUGCACAACUGGGAAUAUCUUGGUAAACAGCUCCAGUCUGAGCAACCGCAGACUGCAGCUGCCCGGAGCUGAACGGGCGCUCAGCCUCGGGGUCUCCAGCCGCCCCUUCCCCCGGGGCAGAAGACCUGGAGUGUGAGUCGCAGUGAUUAGGGUCGAGAGCAAACAAUUUCUCAUUUUACGUGUCAUUUUCUUCUGUUGUGUAGCUUUCCCCAGUGCUGAUUUCAAUACGAGUGUUUGCCCAUUACUUUGUAUUAAAGUGGGUGCUUUCUGUAUCUAAGGAAAAAAUUACUGUUACAUAUACUGCUUGUAAUUUCUGUAUUUAUUGUUCUCUGGGAAUGCAUAUGGAAUUAUUAAAGGAUUCUCACUCCAAAUAUGUUUUUGUCUUUCCUUGUUCCUGACUCGGCCUUUAACACAAAUACCUCUUGUCCCAACCAAGUUGGGAGAAUUGUAUUUGCAAAAAUAGUGAAUGGUAAAUAAAUGUUUUGAAAUUAUA
This is a messenger RNA of Balaenoptera acutorostrata (minke whale), 2117 nucleotides long. RefSeq names its product ATPase H+ transporting V1 subunit H (gene ATP6V1H). The coding region runs from base 245 to 1696 and encodes 483 amino acids. Gene Ontology annotation, biological process: proton transmembrane transport. Gene Ontology annotation, cellular component: lysosomal membrane; vacuolar proton-transporting V-type ATPase, V1 domain. Lineage: Eukaryota; Metazoa; Chordata; Mammalia; Artiodactyla; Balaenopteridae. The record is from RefSeq and is a predicted model, not a curated record. The transcript is spliced from 14 exons. Gene Ontology annotation, molecular function: proton-transporting ATPase activity, rotational mechanism.